AUGAUCAAACAGGAACCCGGUGGGGUUCUGGUGAAACAAGAAGCUAAACCCGUACGUAUUAAACAAGAAUCGUCCUCUGUGCCUAAUUCAAGACCGUCUUCUGCCAAGGAAACAAAACCAAAAGUUGGUCCCAACAAUAAGCAGGUCAAAGGCCCCAAACCUGCCAAUAGUAAGAUGGCGAAGCCUCCAGCUUCAAAAGCAAAGAAGAAAGCUCCAAAUCCCAAGCCUGUGAAAAAGGGGCCUCUACAGCAUGGGAAACCCACGGCAUCUAUACCGAAAAAGAACAAUGCUCCGAAAUCGGGGAACCCCAAGCAGAAAGAAAAUGGUGUUUCCAAGCCAAUUCCCAAACCCAAAAAGGGCGUUCCCAAAGGCAUCAAGAAGAAGCCUUCAAAAAGCAGAAAGCGCAAGGUGGUAUCAUCUCCAGGCCGCAAUAAGCUACCGAUCAAGCAGUACGUGAGCCAUAUCAAGGUGGUGAAAAAGGUCAAGGGGACAAGCCAAGACCUCAAGCCAAACCAUCUUGCUCAAUUGGCUAUGGGUCAGACGGUCCGUAUCAACGGUAAGAUAUACUACCCCCAUGAAAAGUUCAAAACAGGUGAUCGAGUCACACUCGAAAGCAACAGCCCCAUUGUCACUGGCUACUCGCUGAGUGAGGAUGACGACGACGACGACGAGGACAUGGGCGAUGCUGAGUCGAUCAUCGAUGUUGACGCAAACUCUGAAUACUCAGAAGACGGUGUUGAAGUCAUUGAAGACCCCAGCGACGUGGAGAACGACGAAGAAGUGUCCAAUACAGGUUCAGCCCUGGAAGCGGACGAUCAGAAAGAUGACGCUAUGGAGGACGUUAAGAUUGUCAAUGAUACUAACGAAGAGAAUUCCAGCGAGAUGGUUGAAGGAGAUACGAAGGUGUACGAUUUCGAGAUUGAGACCUCAGGUGUGCCUGUCAAGGAGCCAGUUGCUAAGCCAGACCCCUUGGUGCAUGAAGCGUCUCCAUCAGCUCCGAACACACAAUCAUCAAAUCCAGCUAAGACUCCAUCAGAGCAGCUGGAAAUACAGUCAGACUCUAAACCUCCUCAGAAAAGUGUCAGUCCAGCUCCUGCAGUGAGCUCCAAGAGAGCAAUUCCUCCACAUAUCGUCGAUUUCGAUAUCUCAGAUAGUGAUAUCGAGAGACCUUCGCUGCCACGAAAUGCAUCUCCAACACCAGAAAGUGGCCUCAACAAACGAGUGGCUGGUCAAUUCGACUCAUCGCAAAGAAAGCGUCAGCCAACCUUUGUGGGCACCUCUCAGGCGCUAGAGAAGUCUUUUCUCAGACUCACCUCUGAACCUAAUCCUGCAAAUGUCAGGCCUCAAAAAGUGCUUCAAAAAUGUCUACCUUUUGUGUUGAACCGUUACUACUCAGAGAAUCUACUGUACGUUUACAUCAACGAUCAGCUCAAGGCCAUCCGUCAAGAUUUGAACAUCCAACACAGGAAAAAUCAAUUCACCAUCCACGUUUAUCAAGCGCAUGCAAGAAUAGCCAUUGAAAACAACGAUCUUGGUGAAUUUAAUCAGUGCUUAUCUCAGCUAUUCACAUUGUAUGAGAUGGAUAGAGCCAAGUACGAGACAGCUGAGUUCGUCGUGUACAAGAUAUUGUACAUGAUUAUCACAGGUAACAAUCCAGAAAUCAAUAAACUACGGCUUCGAUUUCUUGGGUCCAACCCUUCUAAGCAUUACAAAACUUUUAAGUGGAUCAAGCCUGCAUUGGAUUUGUCUUCUGCCAUUAUAAGCGGGACUACUUCAACAUAUUCAGACUUUAUCCGGAACAUCAUGCCCAAACAGAGGUUUAUGGCCCUCUCGACUAUAAGCAAAGCAUUCAAAAAACUCUCGCUAGAAUACUUGAGAGUGCAAUUAGCAUUGGAUGUGGACGGCAUUGACAUUAACGAAUUCCUCAAGGCACAUGACUUGAUAAGCUGUGUCAACGGAAGUGACAUUGAUAUUGCGCAAGCCAAGCCUCGUAUAUUAAGCAUACUAGAGCAAGGCGAAUACAGAAGGAUUGACAUCAAGGGUCAGGUCUAA
Molecule: messenger RNA, 2052 nt
Organism: Candidozyma duobushaemuli
Lineage: Eukaryota; Fungi; Ascomycota; Pichiomycetes; Serinales; Metschnikowiaceae
Exons: 4
Coding region: 1-2052 (683 amino acids)
Cellular component (GO): nucleus
Source: RefSeq, a predicted model, not a curated record